UUGGUCCUCCAUGUACUUUGGGCAUCAUAUUCUGACAAACUCAAUCUCUCUUUCCUUCAUUCCCUCCCUCCCUCUUCCCCAAAAUCAUGGUAUCAUCAAAGAAGUUUAGAGGUGUUAGGCAAAGACAUUGGGGAUCUUGGGUCUCUGAAAUUCGUCACCCUCUUCUGAAGAGAAGGGUUUGGCUGGGCACGUUUGAGACGGCGGAGGAGGCAGCCAGAGCCUACGAUCAGGCCGCCGUCUUAAUGAGUGGCCGGAACGCAAAAACCAACUUUCCAAUGAGCCAAACAGCGGCGCAGGAAUUAGGAAAACCCAACAACAACAACAAUAAUAAUAAUAUCACUUCUUCAUCUUCUCCAAAGGGCUUAUCGGAGAUUCUUCAUGCCAAGCUCCGAAAAUGCAGCAAGGCACCGUCGCCAUCGAUGACGUGUCUCCGACUCGACACCGAAAAUUCCCACAUCGGCGUUUGGCAGAAACGUGCUGGUCAACGCUCCGACUCCAGCUGGGUCAUGACCGUUCAUCUCGGAAAAACGAACUCCUCCUCCUCCUCAACCUCCGCCACCGCCGCCGCCGUAUGCGGCGGCGACGGCGACAGUGGGUGGAUGAGGAAGAAUAAAAAAAGUGGCUGUUUUUCUGGUUUGAUCUCGUCGGAAGAUGGUGAUGGUGCAUUAAUGGCGGCGAGUGGGACCCAGAUGAGGAACUUGGAGAUGGAUGAAGAAGAAGAAAGAACUGCAUUGCAAAUGAUUGAGGAAUUGCUGAGCAGAAAUUAUGGUAACCCAUCGGAAAUUAUUCAAGUUCAAGAUCAUAAUCAAGGGGAAGCAACCUUUUUACCCUCUCUAAUUUAACUAAUUGAGAUUAUAUAUAUAUAUAAAAUUGUGCAUCUACAAUAUGAUAUGAUAUGAUAUAGUGUUAAAUUAUUAAUAACAAGGCUAAAUUACCCCCCAAGAAAAAGAAAGAAAGUUUGCCCUUUGUUUAAAA
Benincasa hispida (wax gourd) is the source of this 975-nucleotide messenger RNA. RefSeq names its product ethylene-responsive transcription factor WIN1-like. The record is from RefSeq and is a predicted model, not a curated record. Gene Ontology annotation, molecular function: DNA-binding transcription factor activity; DNA binding. Lineage: Eukaryota; Viridiplantae; Streptophyta; Magnoliopsida; Cucurbitales; Cucurbitaceae. Gene Ontology annotation, biological process: regulation of DNA-templated transcription.